This is a messenger RNA of Cuscuta campestris, 2686 nucleotides long. The record is from the annotation of a GenBank genome assembly. NCBI's taxonomy places the organism in Eukaryota, Viridiplantae, Streptophyta, Magnoliopsida, Solanales, Convolvulaceae.
UAUUCUAAACCAAAAUAUACACAUUUUUCAAUUUUUUUUCUCGUAUAUAACUACGCGCGGGCGGGCGGGAUGGGUAUUUACCAAGUCAAGUCCAAGCUCCACGCCGGCACACGUUUAUCCGGCGGCAUAAAUUGAUCGGUGAAUGAACAAACACCAUGAUUAUACAUUUCUCCGAUAAACCUCAAACCAUCUUUUUUUCUCUCAAGAGAUUAUUACCAGCAUGGCAAUGGCGAGUAAAGCCAAACUCAUCGUCUUCUUCUCGCUCAUUUGCUGCAGUAGCUUUGCCGUUUAUAGUUCCGCUGCCAUUGACACGCUCAACCAGGGCGAUCGUCUCAAUUCUUCUUCUUCUUCCUCGGCGUCUCUUGUUUCCGGCAACGGAUUCUUCACCUUGCGGUUCUUCAAUCUCUCCGCCGGCGAAUUGUACCUCUCGAUUUGGUACAAAACGGACACUAAGAAGCCCUGCUGGCUCGCCAAUCGAGGCCGGCCGCUGAAAUCGGAUUCUGGGGUUCUUCUCAUAACCGGGAACGGCACUCUGAAGAUCGAUUCCUCCGGAGGGGAUUCGAUCCAGCUUUACUCCGGUCAAUCGGAAGCCAAAGUGAGUGCUGUUUUGCUGGAUAAUGGGAAUUUUGUUCUGAGAGAAGCGGGCGGCGGGCUGAUUCUGUGGCAGAGCUUCGAUCACCCGACGGAUUCUUACUUGCCUGGGAUGAAACUAGGGUUUAAUCACAAGACUGGUCAGAAUUGUGUGCUGACUUCUUGGCUUUCUUCUUCUAAUCCACUACCUGGAGCUUUCACACUGGAAUGGGUACCUCUUGAGCGCCAAUUGGUCGUCAAACGCAGAGGUGUGAAGCAUUGGAGCAGUGGGGCUUUGAAUAGCAAUGGCACUUUUCAGAACAUGGAUUCCAUUUCUUUUGGGGAAUCUGGCGCGGAGUACCAUUUUACCCAUUUUUUGAACAAGGAUGAGGACUACCUUACUUACAAGGUUGUUAUGGUCGGUCCUCCUUAUCCUGGUUGGAAAAACGUGACAUCUUUCUCGUUGGGGUCGGAUGGGAUCAUAGUGCUUCAAAAGAGUUUGGGGAUGUUUCUCUCUUUAUACAAAGAGUGUGAUGGAAAUGGUAUCGGUUCUGGUUGCGAGAGAUGGGAGAGGUCCAAGUGUAGGAGUCAUGGCGAAAGGUUUGAGAUAAAAGAAGUGGUUUAUGAUAAUUCAGUUGCCCACUUUGUAGACUACAAUGAGAGUCUAAGUUUUAGUGACUGCCUGGACAAGUGUUGGAAAGAUUGUAACUGUGUUGGAACUGGAAAUCCCGUUGUUAAUGAUGAUGGACACGGUUGCCUCUUCUGGUAUGGACAUUUGGAAGAAGUUGAGAAUGGGAUGCAAGGGAUGCUAUACCAUGUGAUCAUUCGCCCUCCAGUGAAGAAGAUAUGGGUGUGGGUUUUAGUUGCUUUAGCUGUAAUCUUGAUCAUAAUUCUCCUAGCCUUGCUGGUUUUUUUGAGAUGGAGAAGACUCAAAUUGCAAGAAAAGUUUCUGGCGGAUUUGAUGACUUUAGAUAAUCCAAGUGAUGCAUAUGAGCUUGAGAAUGAUGGAAACAAAGGCCAUAAUUUAAAAGUAUAUAGCAUUUCAACCAUUAUGGAUGCCACACAUUGCUUUUCUUUAGAAAAUAAACUUGGAGAGGGUGGCUUUGGACCUGUUUAUAAGGGUAUAAUGGCAGAUGGUCAGGAGAUUGCAAUAAAGAGGCUAUCGGGAGGAUCAAGGCAAGGGCUUAUAGAGUUCAAAAAUGAGCUCAUUUUGAUAGCUAAAUUGCAGCACACUAAUCUUGUUAGGCUCUUGGGAUUUUGCAUUCAUGGUGAAGAGAAAAUGCUAGUUUAUGAGUACAUGCCCAAUAAAAGUUUGGACUUGUACAUUUUUGAUCAAUCUAAAAGGGCAUCGCUAGAUUGGAACAAGCGUUUUGAAAUCAUUGAAGGAAUAGCCCAAGGAUUACUUUAUCUCCACAAGUAUUCAAGAUUACGAAUCAUUCACCGAGAUUUAAAAACCAGUAACAUAUUGCUUGACCAGAAUUUGAACCCAAAGAUUUCUGAUUUCGGCAUGGCAAGAAUCUUCACGAGUCGGUCUGAAGCAAACACAAAUAGAAUCGUUGGCACAUAUGGUUACAUGUCUCCUGAAUAUGCCAUGGAGGGCAUCUUCUCAGAGAAAUCCGACGUUUUCAGUUUCGGAGUUCUAAUGUUGGAAAUCGUGAGUGGCAGAAGGAACAAUAGCCUAUUCCAUGCUGACCAACCCCUCAACCUCGUCGGUUAUGCAUGGGAAUUGUGGCUAGAAGGAGAUGGACUAAGUCUAUUGGACCCAACAUUGAAAGGUCUGUGUUCCAGAGAGCAAGUUCUGAGGUGCAUAAAUGUGGCGUUGCUCUGUGUUGAAGACAACCAAUUGGACAGGCCAUUGAUGUCUGAUGUUGUGUCUAUGUUAGCAAGUGAGGGUAUGAAAUUACCGGCGCCUAAACAGCCAACAUUCCGCCUUCGAAGAAAGAUGGCCAGGGCAAAUACUCCUAGUGAAGGUGCCGUUGAGAAUUGUUCACUUAACACUCUAACUGUAUCAGUUAUGGAGGGAAGAUGAUGUUAAUAUAUAAAAUGAGUAAAUUGAUUUAAAAAAUAUAAAUUGUUGUAUUUAUUUGAAAAGAAUAAAUAAAGAUAGUGUAAAAAU